Messenger RNA from Ricinus communis (castor bean), 1575 nucleotides. Its product is annotated as tRNA (guanine(26)-N(2))-dimethyltransferase. The transcript is spliced from 6 exons. Lineage: Eukaryota; Viridiplantae; Streptophyta; Magnoliopsida; Malpighiales; Euphorbiaceae. The coding region runs from base 1 to 1269 and encodes 422 amino acids. Gene Ontology annotation, molecular function: RNA binding. The record is from RefSeq and is a predicted model, not a curated record. Gene Ontology annotation, biological process: tRNA N2-guanine methylation. Gene Ontology annotation, cellular component: nucleus.
AUGUUAGCUCUAUCCCCUUCUUUAUUUCUCUAUAGACCACCCCAAUACCCUAAUAAAGUUCCAAUCUUUAAACCUCAAUUCAAUAAAUUUCACUGUAACUCUGAGCUUCAAGUAGAAAGGGGUAUUGAAUUUGAGACUGGAGAUUCCUUUUAUCGCCAUGAAAGUGCUAAAGGUAGAGACUUGGGGAUAUUGGCAGGAGCUCUAUAUAAGCAAUCGAAAGGCACAUUAAGGGUUAUUGAUGCAAUGUGUGGGUGUGGAAUUAGAUCUUGUAGGUACCUAAUUGAAGCAGAAGCUGAUUUUGUAUUGGCAAAUGAUGCAAAUGAUGAGUAUAGAGGUGUUAUUGUUGGGAAUUUGAAGCAAGUAGGAAGGGGUUUUGGUGAUGAGAGAAAGUGGGUUGUUACACAUUUCGACGCGAAUAGAGUAUUGACUGAGUGUUACUUGCAAAGGGACUUCUUUGACUUGAUUGACAUUGAUUCAUUUGGAAGUGAUUCUUUGUUUUUAAGGAGUGCAAUGAGUGCUUUAAAAUUGGACGGAUUGCUUUAUCUUACUUCCACUGAUGGGUACUCUUCUGGUGGUCAUAGGCCUCAUUGCUCUUUAGCUGCAUAUGGAGCAUAUAUUCGCCCUAUGCCUUGUUCCAAUGAGGUUGGUUUGCGAAUGCUUAUAGGUGGGGCUGUGAGGGAAGCAUCUUUGCUGGGUUAUCAUGUUACCCCACUUUUUUCAUACUACUCAUAUCAUGGACCAGUUUUUAGAGUUAUGCUCCGAGUGAAUCGAGGGAAGGAACAUGAGAACAGGCAUUAUGGUUUCAUCACCUACUGCAAUCAAUGUGGAAAUACUCGAGCAUUUUCAUGGGAAGAGCUUGGUCAUUUUAGUUGCAGUUUCUGCAGCAAUGAAGAUUAUAGGCCCCUUACUGUUUCUGGACCCCUGUGGACAGGACCUCUUCAUGAUGCUACCUUCAUUACAGAAAUGUUGAAUUUGGCUGAGCAAUGGGGAUGGGUAGGAAAUGAUGUAGGAGCUGAUCUGGAUAAACUUUUGAAACAGAUGUUAGAUGAAAGCGACCCCAGAUUACCAUUUGGAUUCAUUAAACUGGAUGAGAUGGCAAGCCGUGCAAAAAUUAAUUCACCUCCAAUAAAGACCUUGAUGAACACUCUCCUCCAGGAGGGUUAUGCUGCUAGUCGGUCGCACAUUGCCUCUAAUGCAAUCAAGACAGAUUGUCCUAUGCCAGUGUUCAUUAGGCUAGCCAAGGAACUCCAGGGUGCUAAAAAAAUUUGAUGUAAAGUGAUUAUGGGGCAGACAUACGGGCCGUAGCAGCUCAAAACUGGUGGUGAUGGGAAUGAAAGCUCAUUGGAAGAAGGAAAGGCUAAUUUCUCUUGUAAGCUGAAUCUUUGUCCAACUCCGACCAAUAUCUCAAUGAAGAAAUAGGUUUAUCAAUUGGUGUAGAGUUAGUUUGAUCUGCCAAUUUGUAAGAUUAUGAAGUUAUUUGUAAAAUGGUUUACUUGCACCAAGUCAAUCUGCAACAACAAAAUCAAACUAAAGUCUUUCAAAUUCAUUUCAAUAUUAAAAAAGGGUUGAAAGAAC